AUGUCAACCGGAACCGAGGCUGAGGACAGCGGGAGGGAAGGUGGAGCCGAGGUGUUGACAAAUACAGAGGUAGAGAAUGAGGAUGAGCUGUCCGUAGAUGUACCUCCAGUAAUCGUGCUGCAGUGGAUGGUCAGAUUGGAGUCUGUAGACCAAGAUGCAUGGGUACCACGCGUACGGGCGACUCUCCACUACAUGCAGUUGACAAAGACCAGCGCCACAGUAGCUAGGCCUCAUCCGAACAGCGUAAAGAAAGCUUCUUCAAUACUGGAUACUACAUGGCCUGUUCGGUUGGGCAUUGUAUUGAAUACAACGGCCAGCAAAACCAAGUAUUGA
Molecule: messenger RNA, 333 nt
Organism: Morchella sextelata
Lineage: Eukaryota; Fungi; Ascomycota; Pezizomycetes; Pezizales; Morchellaceae
Exons: 8
Coding region: 1-333 (110 amino acids)
Source: RefSeq, a predicted model, not a curated record